AGACUUAUCCUUUGGCUGUGUCAGUGUUAAGCUCUUCUUCUUCUUCUUCUUAUUCAGCUUAUUACCUCAUUCAUUUAUUUUCCAUCUGAGUUGGAAUUCAGUUCACCGCCACCACCCACCAGCUCCAAACUACCGAAUGGAGUUACGAACUACUGCUAUUGUUGUUAUUCAAUCAUAUUCAUCCUGCUAUUCUCUUCCCUCCAACUUUCUCAUUCUUAAACCACCUCCAGAUUUACCUAUUUCUUCACUUCGCUCUUCAUCCCUCCCUUUCUCUUACAAAGAUGGUGGUGCUCGUCACACAAGAGUGGUGCUUAAUCGCGUUGGUGAAGGGUUUUCGUGUGCAAGUACAUCCGGUUCUGUCUGUUCUUUUGAUGAUGAUUCUGACACCAAUUGUGAUAAGCCAAAAGCAAAAACUGAUUUGGCAAAACUUCGCGACACAUGCUCCGCUGCGGUAAAAGUCUAUGACAUUGCAACUGAGAGUAAUGAAGCACUAAAUGCUGCAGAGUUGAACUUUCCGGAUAUUAUCAACUCUCCCCUAGAUGCGUCCGACGUGAAGAUAGACAAUUUUGCUGAGAAAGGUGAGUGCUUCAAUCCAGAAACAGUAGCUCAUUGGCUGCGGUUGUGUUAUGAUGUGGAAGAAGUAGGAAGGGUACACACAAUUGCCUUGAAAUGUUUUAGAGGUUCAAGUACUUAUGUUGAUAAUAAUUUGAUUUGUAGUUAUUUAAGAUUAGGUAAGUUAGCUCAGGCUCGUAAAGUGUUUGACGGCAUGUCAAGAAGGAAUACAGUUACAUGGACUGCUAUUAUAGAUGGAUAUUUAAAAUAUGAUUUGGAUGAUGAAGCUUUUAAGUUAUUUCACGGUUCGAUUAAGCACGGGGUUCAACCGAACAGUAAGAUGUUUGUCUGUUUCAUGAAUUUGUGCUGUAAAAGAGUGGAUUUAGCCUUGGGGAAACAAAUCCACGCUCGUAUCUUGAAAAGCAACUGGAGGAAUCUAAUCGUUGACAGUGCAGUUGUUAAUUUUUAUUCGAAAUGUGGUAAAAUAUCAAGUGCAUUUAGAACAUUUGAUCGUAUGGCAAAGCGAGAUGUGGUUUGUUGGACGACUAUAAUCACUGCUUGUUCCCAACACGGGCUUGGACAUGAAGCACUGUUAUUGUUGUCACAAAUGCUAGUUGAUGGGUUCUUUCCUAAUGAGUAUACUAUAUGUGCUGCCCUAAAGGCUUGUGGAGAAAAUAAAGCAUUCAAGUGUGGGACACAGCUACACGGUGCCAUAGUAAAGAAAAUCUGCAAGAGUGAUGUUUUUAUAGGAACUUCUCUAAUUGAUAUGUAUGCAAAAUGUGGGGAGAUUGUGAGUUCUAAAAAGGUGUUUGAUAGAAUGAAGGUUAGAAAUACAGCUACUUGGACAUCCAUUAUAUCAGGAUAUGCGCGAAAUGGAUUUGGCGAAGAGGCUUUAAACUUUUUUCGAUUAAUGAAGAGGAAAAAAGUAUAUGUUAAUAAAUCGACGCUUGUAUGUGUCAUGACGGCUUGUGGUACGAUUAAGGCUUCACUAAUUGGAAGAGAGGUUCAUGCACAGAAAAUCAAAAGUGUUAUUCUUACUAACAUGUACAUAGAAACCACUUUGGUAUGGUUCUAUUGCAGAUGUAAAGAUUACUCUCAUGCUUUCAAUGUGCUCAAAUAUAUCCCUUUGCGGGAUGUUGUCUCAUGGACUGCCAUUAUCUCCGGAUGUGCUAGGCUCGGGCUUGAAACCGAGGCUCUGGAGUUUUUGCGUGAAAUGAUGGAAGAAGGCGUGUUGCCUAAUUCCUAUACUUACUCAUCAGCUUUGAAAGCAUGUGCAAAAUUAGAAGCUCCGAUGCAAGGAAAAUUGAUUCAUUCGAAUGCAAGCAAGACCCCUGCAUUGUCUAAUGUAUUUGUGAACAGUGCUUUAAUAUAUAUGUAUGCGAAAUGUGGAUAUAUUGCGGAUGCUUUUCAAGUCUUUGACAACAUGCCGGAGAGGAAUUUGGUAUCUUGGAAAGCCAUGAUCUUGGGUUAUGCAAGGAAUGGACAUUGUAGAAAGGCUCUACAACUCAUGUAUAGAAUGCGAGCUGAAGGUUUUGUGGUGGAUGAUUAUAUUCUUACCACAGUUCUUACUGCGUGUGGAGGCAUUGAUUCCGGAGACAUUGAUUGGGAUCUCGAGUCUUCUUCACAUGACUUGCAUGCCUCGUAAUCUUCUGCAACACUGUAGACUAAGGGGGUGUACCUAAUUAGAUACAUAUAGGAAGGAAAUGUUAUAGAAUUCAUCCAUUUCCUUUGUUCAAAUUAGAGUCUAGUUAUCAUCGGUUACAUGAUUACCACGCAAGACCUGUUAUUAUCCUCAACUCUUCAUUUGGGCAAGCCUUAUUCUUUGGGGUGUUCUUUAUUCCAUCAUUUACAAGAUGAUUCUGAAAUACCCUUUGGUUAUUCUGUUCUCUCAUGACGUGGACAGAGUUUACCUGCAGUUGGAUUGAUGCCCUAUGUGAAAGUUGAAUCAGCAAUAUAUUCUGGUUGCACCAGAUGGCAUGCACAUUUUAUGCUUGGGAUUCAACUUGAAACUAAUAUAUGAACAUUCCUAUGUAUGUUAUCUUUGUCUAUGAGUAGAUUUAAUGAAAUAUAUCUAUAUUCCUUUGGCAAGUCCUUGUGAGAAUGUAAAUUAUGAACUAAAAGCUA
This is a messenger RNA of Medicago truncatula (barrel medic), 2676 nucleotides long. RefSeq names its product pentatricopeptide repeat-containing protein At4g18520, chloroplastic. Gene Ontology annotation, biological process: RNA modification. The transcript is spliced from 3 exons. Bases 137 to 2197 code for a protein of 686 amino acids. The record is from RefSeq and is a predicted model, not a curated record. Gene Ontology annotation, molecular function: protein binding; RNA binding. Lineage: Eukaryota; Viridiplantae; Streptophyta; Magnoliopsida; Fabales; Fabaceae.